Verticillium alfalfae VaMs.102 is the source of this 1932-nucleotide messenger RNA. Its product is annotated as sulfate permease. Gene Ontology annotation, molecular function: sulfate transmembrane transporter activity. NCBI's taxonomy places the organism in Eukaryota, Fungi, Ascomycota, Sordariomycetes, Glomerellales, Plectosphaerellaceae. The record is from RefSeq and is a predicted model, not a curated record. The transcript has 4 exons. Gene Ontology annotation, cellular component: membrane. Bases 1 to 1932 code for a protein of 643 amino acids. Gene Ontology annotation, biological process: transmembrane transport.
AUGGCGCCAAGCAAGCUGAGCCGUGGCCUUGCCAAGGCCCUAUUCAUCGAUCUCGACUAUCGCAAAAAUAACGAGCCCAAGGAGGCUGUCCACUCGGCCGCCGAGUCUUUCGAGUCGAUCGAGACGUACGAGGAGCGCGAGCCCACCGUCGCCGAGUACCUGUACUACCACCGCCCGACUGCUGCGGGAGGCGUCAGGUACAUCAAGAGCCUGUUUCCCUUCUGGCAGUGGAUUUUCCACUACAACCUCUCAGCGCUGAGUACGGUCUCUACACUUCGUUCGUCGGUUUCCUGCUGUACUGGGCUUUCGCCACCUCCAAGGAUAUCACGAUCGGACUGUUGCGUCAUGUCUCAGCUCGUCGGAAUAUGUGCUGCGCGUCGCGAUGAUCACCCGCAGUACGCUCCCGAGAACAUUGCCAGGUCCCUGGUCCUGAUCUCGGGCGCCGUGCUUCUGUUCAUCGGCCUCACCCGUCUUGGCUGGAUCGUUGAGUUCAUUCCAUUGGUUGCCAUCACCUCUUUCAUGACGGGUGCCGCCUUCAGAAUUGCCUGCGGACAGGUUCCGGCGCUUCUUUGGAAUCAAGGUGUCAAACCCGAACAGGCCACCUACCUGUCGUUCGGCCGCAUCAACAACUAUGUCAUCGACCCCUCGCAGGAGCUUGUUGCUGUUGGCUUCACCAACCUGUUCGGCCCCUUCCUUGGUGCCUACCCCGCCACCGGUUCUUUCUCCCGUACUGCCAUCAAGUCCAAGGCUGGUGUUCGCACACCCCUGGCUGGUAUCUUCACCGCCGUCAUCGUCCUCCUGGCUCUCUACGUCCUGACCUCCGUGUUCUUCUACAUCCCCAUGGCCAGUCUUGCGGGUCUGAUUAUCCACGCUGUCGGUGACCUUAUCACCCCUCCCAACGUCGUCUACCAGUUCUGGGAAGUCUCGCCUCUCGAGGUUGUCAUCUUCUUCGGCGGUGUCUUCAUCACCAUCUUCACCAACAUUGAGAAUGGUAUCUACUUCACGGUUGCCGCUUCGGCCGCUCUCCUGCUCCUUCGCCUCGCCAAGGCCAAGGGCCACUUCAUGGGCAAGGUCCGUAUCUACCGCGUCACCAAGGAUACCGCCGGCAAGGACGUGCCUUUCAACGAGAAGGGCGAGUCCCUCGGAGUGCAGACGCGCGAGGCCUACAUCCCUGUCCAGAAAGACGACGGCACCAACCCUGUCAUUGAUAUUCAGUCGCCGUACCCUGGUGUGUUCGUGUACCGCUUCGGCGAAGGUUUCAACUACACCAACUGUGCGCACUACAUGGAUGUUCUCAGUGCCCACGUCUUCAAGGAGACCCGCCGCACUAUUCUGGACAAGUUUGAGAAGCUCGGAGAUCGUCCCUGGAAUGACCCUGGCCCACGCCGCGGCGCCAAGAUUGAUCUCAACGACAGCAGGCCAAUCCUCCGCGCUAUCGUUCUCGACUUCGCCGCCGUUAACAAUGUCGAUGUCACCUCCAUCCAGACCCUCAUCGAUGUCCGCAACCAGCUCGAUCGCUACGCUGACCCCGAGGUCGUCGAGUGGCACUUCGCCAACGUCACCAACCGUUGGACUCGUCGCGCUCUCGGUGUCGCCGGCUUCGGCUACCCCUCCCUCAAGGACGAGCCCAACCUGGGUCGCUGGAAGCCCAUCUUCAGCGUCGCCGCCACGGAUGCUUCCUCCGAUUCGAUCGAGAAGAAGGGUCCCAUUGAGCGCACCGCCAGCCGCGACGAGGAGGACGUCAUUGCGCCCACGAGGUCCGUUGGCGUGGCUCAGCUCGCCAACCGCGGUGACGGCAAGCUGGCUGCCGUGCAGGGUAUGAACAGGCCCUUCUUCCACAUUGAUGUCGCUGCGGCUGUCGAGAGUGCCACGGCCAACGCCGAGGCCAAGGGGGAGGUCUCCGGUCGUUCGUCGCCGACCGAGAAGCAGUGA